Messenger RNA from Linum trigynum, 3871 nucleotides. Lineage: Eukaryota; Viridiplantae; Streptophyta; Magnoliopsida; Malpighiales; Linaceae. The record is from the annotation of a GenBank genome assembly.
CAAUCAGUGGUUUCUUCAUUGGUUAUCCAAAAAAAUGUAAGGGGUAUCGAUUUUAUUGCCCUAACCAUAGUAAAAGAAUUGUUGAAACUGGAAAUGCUAGGUUCAUUGAGAAUGCUGAAGUUAGUGGGAGCUUAGAGCCACGUAAUGUGGAAAUUCAAGAAGUUAGAGUGAAAAUCUCUUUGCCUCUUCCCUCUUCUCAAGUUGUUGCUCCUGCACAUGUUGAGCAUGAUAACGAUUUGCAAGAACAACAAAUGAACGGUCAAGCACCACAAAAUAUUGCUAUUGAGAAUGAACCUAACAUAGAUGAACCACAAGAAAUCACAUUAAGAAGGUCUACAAGAAAUCGAAGACCUGCAAUUUCGAAUGAUUAUGAGGUUUAUCUUCACGGGUUAGAAUCUGACUUAGGACUCUAUCAUGAUCCAGUUUCAUUUUCACAAGCCAUGGAAAGUGAGCAUUCUGAUAAAUGGUUAGCAGCCGCGAAAGAAGAGAUGAAAUCUAUGUAUAAAAAUGAAGUUUGGGACCUUGUUGAUUUGCCUGAAGGUUGUAAAAGAGUUGGUAAUAGAUGGGUCUGGAAGACCAAACACGACUCUAAUGGCAAUAUCGAAAGACACAGGGCCAGACUUGUUGCCAAAGGUUUCACUCAGAAAAGUGGUGUUGACUAUAAAGAGACAUUUUCACCUGUCUCUAAGAAAGACUCCUUAAGGAUUGUCAUGGCAAUGGUAGCUCAUUAUAAUCUAGAGCUCCAUAAGAUGGAUGUGAAAACCGCCUUUCUGAAUGGGAAUUUAGAUGAAGCAGUCUAUAUGGAUCAACCUGAAGGUUUUGUGGUUGAGGGAAAAGAACAUAUGGUGUGUAAAUUAAAGAAGUCAAUAUACGGACUUAAACAAGCUUCCCGACAAUGGUAUAUUAAGUUCAAUGAUACCAUUACAUCUUUUGGAUUUAAGGAGAACAUCGUCGAUCGAUGUAUAUAUCUGAAGAUUAGUGGGAGCAAGUUUAUAAUUUUACUUCUGUAUGUUGACGAUAUCUUGCUUGCUACUAAUGAUCUUGGUUUAUUACAUCAAACCACGUAGUUUCUCUCUAUGAACUUUGAAAUGAAGGAUUUGGGUGAGGCAUCCUUUAUGAUUGGAAUAGAAAUAUUUCGUGAUAGAUCACAAGGACUGUUGGGAUUGUCUCAGAAAUCAUACAUUAACCAGAUCCUAGAGAGAUACAACAUGGUUGAAUGCUCUACAAAUGUCGUUCCAAUUCAGAAGGGAGAUAAAUUUAGUCUCAAACAAUGUCCAAAGAAUGAAUUGGAACGCAAGCAAAUGGAACACAUUCCUUAUGAAUCUAUUGUUGGAAGUUUGAAUUAUGCACAAACUUGUACCAGACCAGACAUCAGUUUUGCUGUCGGAAUGCUGGGCAGGUAUCAAAGUAAUCCAGGAGUAGAUCAUUGGAAAGAUGCAAAGAAGGUACUAAGGUAUUUGCAAGGAACAAAAGACCACAUGCUCACCUUUAGGAGAUCUGAUCACCUUGAGGUGAUUGGAUAUUCAGAUUCAGAUUAUGCUGGAUGUGUAGACACCAGGAAGUCUACUUUUAGCUACUUGUUCCUUCUAGCUGGAGGGGCAAUUUCAUGGAAGAGUGCGAAGCAGUCUGUUAUUGCCACAUCCACUAUGGAAGCUGAAUUCAUAGCGUGUUAUGAAGCUACGAAUCAUGGUUUAUGGCUGCAGAAUUUUAUUUAUGGACUUGGAAUUGUCGACACUAUCGCCAAGCCACUGAAAAUUUACUGUGAUAAUUCCGCAGCAGUAUUCUUCUCUAAGAAUGACAAGUAUUCGAAGGGUGAUAAGAAUAUGGAGGUGAAAUACUUUGUCGUUAAGGAAGAAGUUCAGAAAAAAGGGUGUCGAUCGAGCAUAUUAGCAUACAGCUUAUAAUUGCUGAUCCAUUAACAAAAGGAUUGCCUCCUAAGACAUUUGCUGAACAUGUUGAAAGGAUGGGGAUUAUAGGACGUCAUGACUAAAGUUAUUUUAUGUUUCAUGGAUUGACACUUUGAGCUCAUUUAUUUUGUUUCUGGAAUAAAGUUACGAAUCUUGUCUUGUUUAUUAUGAUCAGUAUAUAUACAUUAUGAAUUAUGUGGACAGAACAAGAUUUUGUCUUUAGGAAAGACAUUAUUGUUGGACCAUUAUGAAUACCUUGUUAUGUGUCAAAUUGACCAUGAAACUGGUUUUGUGGUACAUGGAAGGGACUAUGUCGAUAAAUUGAUAUAGAACCGCCAUGAUCCUAAUCUAGCUUUCAUACUUGAUUAUGACUUUAUGGUGAACCAAAUAUUAUGGAUUUAUCUUAUGAUGUGCACACUUAUGUUUAUUAUUAGAUCUUGUGAUAUAUAAUGACACAUGGGCCAAGUGGGAGAAUGUAAGCCCAAUUCCCGUAUGGAUCACUAGGGAAUAAUUGUGGUCCAAGUGUAAUUAUCACUUAAUGGUUUAAUAUAUAAGGUAAGUCAUAUAUUGGUUAGGUUAAUGAAAAAGGUAAUUUCCUAAUAUACCCUGAUGGUGGGUCUAUAUAAAGAAACCCUAGGAUUGGUUCUCUCUCAACCCAUUACGUAGAAUUUCUGAGCCGUCAUAGAAAUCUCUAAACCUAAAACCUAAAGGGGUCAAGAGGGAGAAACUCAAUUCCGGUGAUUACUACUCAAGCCGCCGCCGCCGCUCUCGUCAUAGAUCGAGGUAGGUUUCCUUGAUCUAUUACCGGUUCGUGAAAUCAUCUAAUUCUAAGAUCCAUACUAUUAUGAUUUCUGUUUACAUGAACCCGUCAAUCGUGAACCGUAGUUUAACGACAAGGAAUCCGGGUUAUAUCGGUGGCGAAUUUCAGAAUCAAAGUUCAAAGUCUUAGAAUAUGAACCUAGGCACGUUCUAGAGGUAAGGGAACUCGAUCCAUUAAAGUUGAAAUGAGUUUUCUUGUGAUUUUUUGUUAGGGUGCAGUUCUGGAAAAUUAGCAACAAUUUUACAGGCUAUUAGUGACAGUUUUGGUUGGUCAUUAAACCUGUAGAAAAUUUCUAUAAACACGAUUUAAGUUUUUUAAAUUGUUUCAAACGACUACAAGAGUUUCUUUUCGGGUUUAACAAUUUUAUAAAUUGGACGAGGUCCAGGAGGUGCUUGAUUUCAAUUAACUAAAAAUCAUGUUGAGGUGUUUUUAAAGAUUUGAUAAUUUUCCAGGAGACAAGUCAUUAUGUUCGACCUGAGGAAAUUAUGGUCUGGAUUUUUAAGGAGGAUUAAGUUGGGCUAAAAAUUUAUCCAAAAUGAAUUUAAUUAGAAAAAGGGCCGAUUUUGAAAGGAGUUAUCUCAAGAAAAUUUUUAAAGGAGGUUAAGGAGACUUUGAAAAGUGGUUCAAGUUCAAGGAUUUGAUUUUGAGGAGAGUGUGUUCUAGCAAUUUUGAGGAAUGUCGUCUAGAAUUGAAUUUCUGAUUCAUAGGUUUUCCCAAGAUAAUUCGGCGAACGAGGAAUUUCUUUGAGUAAGGAAUAUGAGUCAUCCUUUUGAGGUGAGUGUAAAUGGGGUAAAUUCUACACCGAGUUCUUAAGGUUAAGCUUUAUUAAUGAAAGCUUUCAGUUAUGAGUUAUAUAUAUACUCGAGAUACAUGGUUGAAGAUUCCUUUUUCCGAGGCAUUGAACUAGGAGAAUUGAGAAUGUAUGAGGCCUAUGGAUGUUUAUUGAGGUAAACCACCGCCUAUUGAAGGUGAGUACAAGAUUUUGAGGUAACCCACUGCUUACCGAAGUUGAGGACAAGAUUUUGAGGUAACCCACCACCUACUGAAGGUGAGUACAGGUUUUGAAGUGUAUGUGAUGUGAUAUGAUGUGAUGCGAUGUGUAUUUUUGAGGUACUUCACCGCCUAAUGAAGGUUGAGAUUAUGU